UCAGCAGCAAGAGAUAUGAAUCCGAUAAACCAUAAUCAAUCUCAGACGUCUGCACUGCUGCUGUUGUGUGCGCGAUGUCAAACGGGGAGAGGGUAGUUUUGGCGCUUGGCGGAGCAGGAACUGUGGGGUCCGGAAUAGUGAAAGCGCUCCUGGAUAGAGGUUUCAAGGUUGCUGUGAUCUCCAGAGACAACAGCAAGUUGGAGAAACUCAAGGGAUUUGUUUCACCUAACACAAAAAGUAACCUGACCACUUUAGUAGGCAAUGUUGGCUCAGAGGAAGGAGUAGAAGAGGUGAAACAGUCCUUGCUUAAGUCUGUGGGAAAAAUCACAGACGUUGUCUCCUCUUUGGGCUUCAGCUGGUGGCAGGGAGGUCUGCCACACACCCAACCCCUCAAAGAACUGCACUGGGUUAUGGAGACUCUGCUGUUCAGCACCUUUGUGUCUUGGAAAGCUUUCUUUCCCCUGGUGAGAGAUGAUCCUAACUGCACCUACACAUUCAUCACAGGAGGGGCUGGAGAGAAAUUGCUAAUGCCUGGCACAGGGUUCUUGACUGUAGGGGCAGCUAGUGCUCUGGCUUUUUGUCAGGUUCUGCGUGAUGAGUACCCAGAUGUGCCAUGCAAACUCAACCAGGUGAAAAUCAAUACAGGAGUGGCAGCCCCAGAACGAAUGGCCCCUGGGUACCUGAAUCAUUUGGAUUUAGGCAAGGUUGUGGCUGUGCUGGUGGAGCGCCGGAACACGUCUCACACCGUCUUCCCUGUCAGCUCUCCUGCUGACCUAAAAACUGUUAUCUUGGAGGGCAAUCUGUAACCAUAAUGAAGAAAAAAAAAAAAAAAAAAAAACUCAAAACUACAUCACUUUUUCCUGUCACCAGUAUGCGUGUAUUGUUUUAUUGCAUGUCAUAAAAACAUUUCUGCAUUGAGCAUUCCAAGCUUCGUAAUAGUACAGUCAUAGCGUUGAAAUCACAGCGUUGAAAUAUUCUUAAUGCUUGAAACAAAUCAACAUAAUAUCCAAUGGAGUGGUACAGAUGUUUUGGAGCAUCUAGUCUAAAUGAGGCCCCAGCCAAGAGAUCUUGACAUUGAAGAAUGGAGAGAAAAAUGUGAGAACAGGAUGUGAAAUCUUGUUUUUCUUGGUUAAAGAGAAAAAGGGGAAAAAAAUUGGCAGGUUUUUGGCACACUUGCGACCCUCUAGCGUGACUCCCUGCCCUGGUUCACCCAAAAUUUAUCUGGCUGCUAUUUAUAUGGCUCCAAUUAUUCCCAGCCGUGUGGCCCAUAUUAAACAGUGUGUAUGGGGCUAGGGGUUCAAGAAUAGCUGGCCCCCAAAAGGAGAGAGAACAGAGGGCAUUGUUAUCUUUGUUUACUAUUAUUAUCAUAUUUGCAUAAACACUUUAGUGGCAUCAAUGUAAUUUUUCCAAUAAAAGAAUAUGGAUUCAGUGAAGUGUCUAAUUGGUUUUUUAAGUG
Molecule: messenger RNA, 1456 nt
Organism: Xyrauchen texanus (razorback sucker)
Lineage: Eukaryota; Metazoa; Chordata; Actinopteri; Cypriniformes; Catostomidae
Exons: 6
Coding region: 75-806 (243 amino acids)
Biological process (GO): fatty acid beta-oxidation
Cellular component (GO): mitochondrion
Molecular function (GO): 2,4-dienoyl-CoA reductase (NADPH) activity
Source: RefSeq, a predicted model, not a curated record